CCCUCCCUCCUUCCCUCCCUCCGCACCCCGUCCCUCCGCGCUGCCGCUGGAGUUAGCUAGGAACCGGAGGAAGGUCUAUCUGUCGUGACAGCCCGUUCUCCUGAACUUUCCCGAGCCUUGCUUGUGUCUGAGAGACCGGGAGAGUGUUUCAUCGGUGUUUUCGAUGCAUGGGAGUGCCCUGGGAGCGGCGAAGGGAGAAGACAGCGCUGGUGGUCCUGACUGUUCAGCAGGAUGAGUGAGGCGGAGGGCCAGUUCUACAGCGUUCAGGUGGGAGACUCCACCUUCACUGUACUCAAGCGCUACCAGCAGCUCCGCGCCAUUGGCUCCGGGGCCCAGGGCAUCGUCUGCUCUGCUCUAGAUACAGACCUUGGUAUACCUGUGGCAGUGAAAAAGCUCUGUCGGCCCUUCCAGAACCAGACCCAUGCUAAGCGUGCCUACAGGGAGCUGGUGCUGCUUAAAUGCGUCAAUCACAAAAAUAUCAUCCGUCUGAUCAAUGUGUUCACGCCUCAGAAGUCCCUGGAGGAAUUCCAGGACCUGUAUCUGGUGAUGGAGCUGAUGGAUGCCAGCCUAUGCCAGGUGAUCCACAUGGACCUGGACCAUGAGAGGAUGUCGUAUCUGCUCUACCAGAUCCUCUGUGGCAUCAGGCACCUGCACUCUGCUGGCAUCAUCCACAGGGACCUGAAGCCCAGUAACAUUGUGGUGAAGUCAGACUGCACUCUAAAGAUCUUGGAUUUUGGCCUGGCUCGGACGGCCUGCACCAACUUCAUGAUGACCCCCUACGUGGUGACCAGAUACUAUCGCGCCCCAGAGGUCAUACUGGGCAUGAAGUAUAAGGAGAAUGUGGACAUCUGGUCAGUGGGGUGCAUCAUGGGAGAGAUGGUGAAGGGCAGCGUCAUCUUCCAGGGUACCGACCACAUCGACCAGUGGAAUAAGGUGAUUGAGGUUCUGGGCACGCCCAGUCUGGAGUUCAUGAACCGACUGAUGGAGACCGUGAGGAACUAUGUGAUGAACAAGCCGCAGUAUCCUGGUGUCAGCUUUGCCGAGCUUUUCCCAGACUGGGCCUUUCCCUCUGACUCAGAACAUGACAAACUAAAGACGGGUCAAGCAAGGGACCUGCUGUCCAAAAUGCUGGUCAUUGAUCCCGAAUGCCGCAUCUCCGUAGAAGAAGCCCUCAAUCACCCGUACAUUCACGUGUGGUACGACCCAGGAGAGGCCGACGCGCCUCCUCCCCAGAUUUCAGAUAAGCAGCUGGAGGAGAGGGAGCACACCAUCGAGCAGUGGAAAGAACUCAUUUAUGAAGAGGUGAUGGAUUGGGAAGAGAGGAACAAGAAUGGACUGAUGAAAGAAGACUGCUCAGAUGUGGUGUCAGGUUCGGCCUCACAGUCCUCAUCAGCCAAUGACAUCUCGUCCAUGUCCACGGAGCACACCUUAGCCUCGGACACAGACAGCAGCAGCAUCGACACACUGACGGGACCGCUGGACGAGAGUCAGUGAACACAGUCCGUGGCCACGUCCGUCUGCCUGCCUCAGUCCUCCCCUCCCAUUUACAGUAUCCAAAUAUCAAUCACCCAUCACCUUCCCUUUUCUCUUUACUCCAUCUGACCCCCGUUUUCUUGUUUGUUUGUUUUUUCCCCCCUUUUUUGUCCUGUGUUUUUCUUCUUUCCUCUUUAACGUCAACGAAUAGGUCUAUUUUUCUAAUUUUUCCAUGUGUGAUGUUGCGGAUCUUGUCGAACGUCUUCAACAUCAAACUUUGUUUUGGACUGCUGCCUGGAGGUCAGAGCUGUCGAUUCUGUCGGUAGGGUCAAACGUUUAUCUUUCUCUUCUUUGUGGAUGUUGUUUACCUUCAUCAAGUACAUAUGAUGUAUGCAUCCAUGUUGAUUUUCAGGUUACCAGGAGUAGGUGGGGAUUGUUGUUUGUUCCAUAUGCCUGUAUUUUAAUAGUUUUAUUUUUUUAGCGAAUAUUACGUUGAGUCCAGAGGUUAUCAAAUCAAAGCAGACGCGCACUGAACAUAGACCACAGCUGCCAGCUGCUCUCAUGCAUGUUACGCCGAUAAGAGCAAAAGCUUACCGUGAGUCGAUGGCGCCAACCACUUGAUGUCCAUCUGACGAUCAAACGCAGAUCUCCACAGUGGUGCUUUCUGCACUGUUUUUGUUUUUUUAAUUAUUUGCCUCGAGUGAUGUGGAUUUUGAGCUUUUCCUCCUGACAGCUGGGGGAAGCUGUGGUUGCAGUGUUACACUUUUAUUUCCUGAUAUAAUGUACUGUAUGUAAAGAUGAUCUGACGCUCAUAGUGGCCGUAGACCAUUUCAUUACUAAAAGAUACGGUGUGCGCAUUUUGUUAAAAAUUUCAACAUACCUGUAGAGCUAUAUAUUGCACCCCCAUUGGACAAAAGGUACCGACUAACAAUGUGUAUAUCAAAAGAACAUCGUAAUCCUGUAAAUUUUGGAGAGGCAAAAAGAUACAUGUAUUUAUUUUUGUGUUCUUGCAAAAUGUUGCACACAAUCACGUCGAGGCCAGUGUAAAAUAAGCCUCUUGUCAGCGCAUUUCAUUGACAAACCAGUGCAUUGGCUGAUCCUUUUCUAAACCAUUCCACUAGUACUGGAACAGUCACACAAUUCAUCAUGAAUAAGACAUCAUGUAGAACACAUGUUAAGGCAGUAAAACCCAAAUAAUGGUGUUUAACUUGCAUGAAGGCAUUAAAGAUGCCAAUAAGAUACCGCAGUUCUUCUUAUCAAGAGAAAUCCGUUCAGGUCCGUUUCUUUUACCUACAGUACCUUGAUGUUCUUGGUUCUGAAAGCCUGUUUGAUGCAGAUGUUGUAUUUUUUUUUUUUUUUUUUUUU
Molecule: messenger RNA, 2838 nt
Organism: Epinephelus fuscoguttatus (brown-marbled grouper)
Lineage: Eukaryota; Metazoa; Chordata; Actinopteri; Perciformes; Serranidae
Gene: mapk9
Product: mitogen-activated protein kinase 9
Exons: 12
Coding region: 232-1494 (420 amino acids)
Biological process (GO): protein phosphorylation; JNK cascade
Cellular component (GO): cytoplasm; nucleus
Molecular function (GO): ATP binding; JUN kinase activity
Source: RefSeq, a predicted model, not a curated record